Messenger RNA from Triplophysa rosa, 4032 nucleotides. RefSeq lists its product as uncharacterized. Gene Ontology annotation, molecular function: dynactin binding; cytoskeletal adaptor activity; dynein complex binding. Gene Ontology annotation, biological process: protein localization to organelle; microtubule anchoring at microtubule organizing center; regulation of microtubule cytoskeleton organization. Bases 225 to 2786 code for a protein of 853 amino acids. The record is from RefSeq and is a predicted model, not a curated record. NCBI's taxonomy places the organism in Eukaryota, Metazoa, Chordata, Actinopteri, Cypriniformes, Nemacheilidae. The transcript has 11 exons. Gene Ontology annotation, cellular component: Golgi apparatus; cytosol.
GCGCGUGCAUUGAUUCAAACGGCUGAACUGAAGUCCUACUCUGGAGCGCGCGCGGGGAAAGGGCUGAUCUCCUCGAGCACAAAUCCGCAUAACCUCGUUUUACUGAGCGAUUUUGGUCAUUAAAUUAAAAGAAGAAAGAAAGUCAUACAAGUUUGAAAUGACAAGAGAGAUGACAAUACAAGAGUGACGUGUCUUGUCAGUGUGAGCCUGUGGUAGGCCGGAGGAUGUUGGACGAGGGUGAUGGAGAGGUGGUGGGGGUCAUUGAAGGAGUUGGUGGGCUUCAGGCAGAGGUGGAGAGGUUGACGGUCGAACUGCAGGAGGCCAACGAAGAAAAGUUACAAGCUGCACGAUAUGGCCUGGCCGUGCUGGAGGAGAGCGCUGCCCUGAAGAGCAAACACAGCCAGCUGGAGGAAGAGCAUGAAGCACUUAAGCUGGAGCUACAGGAGCUUAGAGAGGCCCUGGCGGACUCUGUCAACAGUCAUAAGCGUGCAGCUGCAGAUGGGGAAAGCCGAGAGGAGAGUCUCCUGCAAGAGACGGCCAGCAAAGAAGAGGCCAUGGCCAUACGCAUGGAUGAGCUGCAGGCGGAGCUUAAACAGGCCCGUGUCUUUCUGGCAAAUGCCACGGCUGAAAAUGACAGACUGGCUGGGCUUUCCGUUCACCUGAAGAAGGAUUGUGAGUGUUUGGAUGUGGAGAACAUGCGUGUAAAAGAGCAGCUGAAGGAGUACAAGACUCGAGAGGUCCAGCAGCUUCAAGACAACACUGAGCUGGAGGAGGAGAACAUCUCCCUGCAGAAACAAGUCUCUGUGCUGAAGGAGAACCAGGUGGAGUUUGAAUCGGUGAAGCUGGAGUUGACUCAUAAAGAAGAAGAGCUGGAGCUGCUGAGGGCGCAAUGUGAAGAGGCUGGACGUCUGCGGGAGAUCGCAGAGCAUCAGCUGGAAGAGGCUUUGGAGGCUCUGAAAGAGGAGCGAGAGCAGAAAAACAGCCUGAGACGAGAACUAGCCAUCCUAAACCUCAACCCCUUUGACUCCAUCAGCCACCUGGAGAUACAGCUGGAUGAGAGCCACGACGGAGAGAAGGAUAAGGAUGAGGAGGAGAUGGACAGCGGAUACAACAAUUCCAAAGGGAUGGAGAAACACAGAUGUUCCACACCCAGGAACAGUGAUGUGUUGUUCAGACCUCAGGCUCCUGGGCUUGUGUCUGACCUGCUGAGUGAGCUGCACCUGUCAGACAGCCAGAAACUCAAACAGCAGCUGAAACAGGUGGAAAGAGAGAACGCCACUCUGACCAGCACAGUGCAGGAUCUCCAGCAGCAGUUAGUUCAAUCUAAGGAUUCCCUCAGUGAGCAACAGGUAAAGAUGGAACAGCUGGCACAAUGUUUGGAGACCCUUCAGAGCACAGUCUCAACAAGCCCGGCUCCCAGAAACCCUCCGAACCAAGAUGCUGAAAACGGUAUUAGUUACUACGAGGUGGAUGCUAAAAGCACAGAGGUGCUAGAGUCCCGCAUGCAUGCGGCAAACGAGAAGCUUGCGCGUCUUCGUGAGGAACUGAAGGUGGCCAACGAGCACUCCAAAAUCCUUGAAAAACGCUGCAAGCAGGAAAAGGAAUGCUGGAGGUGCGAAGCAGAAGAUCUCGCUAACAAACUUCGACAAUGUAUCGCUGCCAGCCGUCAGGACCAGGAGCGAAUAAGACAGCUGGAGCGGGAAAUUGGUGCCACGAGGCAGGUCGCCACAGACUCUGAAGGUCAUCUUAGUGUUGCACAGGAGGAGCUUCUAGCAUUUUCUGAGGAGCUCGCCAACCUUUACCAUCACGUGUGUGUUAGUAACAACCUAACACCCAGUCGAGUGACGCUGGAUUACUAUCGUGAUGGAGCGCAACCUGGAAGAAUGAAUAACCACUCACAGCAGCAGCACCACUAUCACGGAUCAUUCCGGAGACACAGGCAGUCGGGAGACAUGUUUGCAAAAGAUUCCUCCGCUGGAGAGAGGGACAUAAGUAAUGGAGACACGUCCUCCAGCUGUGGGAGUUGUCCAGGGUCUCCUACACUAGACUUCAGGGACCCAACCAAUGUGCGUAAUCUAGUGGCUAUCAUACGCUGCCAGAUUAAACACUUGCAGGUAGCGGUAGACUUGUGCAGGCAGCGUAACCCGAUGUCCCACCCAGCAGCAGGAGGCAGCACCGAAUCAGAGCGUGACAUAGAGGCACUGGUUGAGGAAGUUUUAAAGCUCAAGUCUCUCCUGAGCACCAAGAGAGAGCAGAUAGCCACUCUCAGAACUGUCCUAAAAGCCAACAAACAGACUGCAGAGUUAGCCUUGAACAACUUGAAGACCAAGUAUGAGACAGAGAAGAGCAUGGUGUCCGAGACUAUGCUGAAGCUGAGAAAUGAACUGAAGGCACUAAAAGAAGACGCUGCCACCUUCUCAUCCCUGCGGGUGAUGUUUGCAAGCAGAUGUGACCAGUACGUAACCCAAUUAGAUGAGAUGCAGAGACAGCUCGCGGCCGCCGAGGAUGAGAAAAAGACACUCAACUCUCUUCUGCGUAUGGCUAUCCAACAAAAGCUGGCGCUGACUCAGCGGCUUGACGAACUAGAAGCACCCGUCCACCCUCUCAGCAACGGCAGCAGCCCCCGGCGCUCUCGAACCAAACACCUGACCAAAUCAGGCCUAGCCCCACGAAGCCCCAUGAGAAACAGCCAACGCUCCAGCCCGGUGCUGGUUUCCGCUGUUUCACCCAACAUGAGCAGCCACACGAGGCAGCUGUCACGCAACAUUCACUACAGCCCUAGAUGAAAACCUCAUUGUCUACCCCCUCUGUGCUCCCGUGUCUAUGUGGACCGUGUUCAUGCCCAGCUCAUGAACACUCAUACCCUACAGUCCUUCCCCAACAUCCUCAUCCCAGACCACACCUCAUCGUACCUGUCCUACUUUGCCUCAUGCCUGGUUUUUCAUUUUGCAUCUUAUUAUUUGUUUGAAUCAAGUGUUGUUCAGCUUCAAGACAUUGCAAGCUGAACAUUGUCAUGUUGUCUCAUAAUGGCAUAUUAUUAUUAGAACGAUUUCACUGAUUUAUGAACAGUGUACCGCACCAAAUACAUUCCUGAAGAUCAGUAUUGUUUUAAUUCUGACUGACUGACGUUUUCAUACGUUGAUUUGUUUUAGUUUUUGCCAGCUAUCAUGGAGGACAUUCCAUUAAGAUUAUUAAUAUAUUUUAGUUAACAUUCUACAUGUUGUUUAUUUACAUUUGUUUUAUUUACAGCGGCAUGUUUAUUAACUGUCAUUCAGACCUCAUCAAACUUCAUUUUGUCUUGUGCGGUGUUUAGUUGAGUGAUAUUAGUUUUCAUGACCUUUAAAGAUACAGUGACACAGUCAACAAAUCUUUUGUAUCCAACAACAGACAGAACUGUCAACUAUGCAGGAAUAUAAAGAAUUUGCUGCUAUUAGCUUGUGCAAAAGAAUCUACCAAACUGCCAGUUUUGCUGCCUACAGCACAGGGUUAUUGACCAGCACUGUUAGACUAAUAACAUUAUAAUAGAUUAUAGGAUAGAGGUAAAUCACUUUUCAUAUUGUGGAUAAAUUAAAACGGGACAAAUAAUAGUGCCUUAUUUUGGAGUGAAAACAUACUUGAUUUAACAUUUGAUUUAUUGAAAAAAGUGGUUUAGGUCGUUUUAAAGAUGUGCGUGCACCUGUAGAUGUUGUUACGUUCCUUUGCAACAGGCUUGUUUUGUUGAAAGCUACGCCUUUGCAAGAUUAGUAUUACACUGUUCUUGUCAGAACUUUGUGUAUAUUUGUGUAUUUGAGACGUGUGUUGACUUGCCCGUCUACACAUCUUAAAUUCAUCUCUGUCAAGAUAUUUCAAUAAUGCUUCCCUUUGUCUUUUUUAACUUGAAUUUUAUUGUUGACCUAAAACUUUAUUGUAGCAUGAAAAAUCUUGUUAAUAUUAAAUAUGUAACGUAAAAAUAAAAUCGUUUCAAUGUUUGUUUGUUUCUCUCUGUGCAUUACUGAGGAUGUGAAUGGCAGUCACUGUACGUUACAUGUGUAU